AUGUCGUUCUUCAAGUCCCCCAAGCCCAUCGUCUUCAUUGGCGCUGCUGGUGAGAUGUGCCGUGUUGCCGUCGAGCGCUUUGUGACCGCUAGCGAAGCCCCUCUUGUCCUUGCCGAUAUAAACACCCCAGUCCUGGAGUCUUUGGCCGCCAAGCUCCCCUCUGGACGGGUAACGGCAAAGAAGCUGGAUCUGUUCGACAACGCCGCGCUGAAUAACACAGUCCAGGAUGCUGCCCUGGUGGUGUUGGGUGCCGGUCCCUACAUACGGACCUCCGGACCCGUGCUCAAUGCAUGUCUUAAGGCCAAGGUGCCGUACUUGGACUUUGACGACGAUGUCCAGAGUACCCAGGACGCCUUGGCACUUCAUGAACGUGCCAAGAAGGUCGGUGUGCCGUGCUACAUUGGAUGUGGUGCGUCCCCCGGCAUGUCCAACGUGAUGGUGAUGGACGUUGUGCGGGAAUUAGAUACAGUGGAGAUCAUUGACAUCUGCUGGCUGGUCGGAGACGAGCGAGGCUCGACGGGAAAGGCUGUCUUAGAACAUCUGAUGCAUAUUGCCGGCGGCUCCUGCCUUACCUGGGCCGACGGUAAGCCGACUAUUAACGAGUCAUGGGUUGAGACCACGUAUGCACCCAUGCUGGGAGAUGGAGAGAUACUCCUUCAUGAAACUGCCCAUCCAGAACCCGUCACUCUUCCCCGUCUGUUCCCCAAUGCGAAUCGGAUCCGUUGCGCUGGUUCCUUGGCUCCCGCUCCAUUCAAUGGCAUCGCCCGUGGACUUGGCCAGGCCGUCCGUCGCAAUGCCAUCCCCAUGAAGGAGGCGGUAGAUUUCCUAUUCAAGCUGACCAACGAGGAGCCAUCCGUGGGCAACAUAUUCGGCGAACUGACGGCGGCCUUCAAGGGCGGAGACAUCACGAUCAACGAACUCUUCCAGCUACUCGGACACCUGAACAACUCUUUGAGCCCGUGGCGAUACGCACUGUGCGGCAUGAUCGAGACGAUUUGGACGGGAGAGUGCACGACUGGAGAGGUCUUGAGCUUCCUGGUGGACUCGGCCCGUGGCAAGCGCGUAGAAAACAAGGGUGGCCUGCUAGUUCGCGCCGUGGGCCUUCGCAAUGGACAUCCUGCCACGGUGACGAAGCGCACAGCCAAGUCAGGCGAGAACACAUUCUUGUCCAAGUCUAUGGGAACCUCUACUGGAACCGCAACCGCCGCGUUUAUGCUGCUUGCUCUUGACGACGGUCUCAUACGCAACGGUGUCUACGCCCCUGAGGACUGGGCUGAACCCGAGAGAUUCUACAAGGCGCUGGAGCGUCUUGGGAUCCCGGCUGAUGAGCUUGUCGAGAGGGUUUGA
Messenger RNA from Aspergillus tanneri, 1347 nucleotides. Its product is annotated as saccharopine dehydrogenase family protein. The record is from RefSeq and is a predicted model, not a curated record. The transcript has a single exon. NCBI's taxonomy places the organism in Eukaryota, Fungi, Ascomycota, Eurotiomycetes, Eurotiales, Aspergillaceae. The coding region runs from base 1 to 1347 and encodes 448 amino acids.